Salmo salar (Atlantic salmon) is the source of this 2235-nucleotide messenger RNA. RefSeq names its product vascular cell adhesion protein 1. The record is from RefSeq and is a predicted model, not a curated record. Gene Ontology annotation, biological process: cell adhesion. Gene Ontology annotation, molecular function: integrin binding. NCBI's taxonomy places the organism in Eukaryota, Metazoa, Chordata, Actinopteri, Salmoniformes, Salmonidae.
AUCUAUACUCUUAUUUAUGCUUUGGGCGAGUGCACUGCAGUUCUCCCUCGAGUUCGUGACCCCGACUAUGAAUACCAGUGCUGUAGAUAAUAGAAGACAGAGAGAGAGAGAGGCGGAAGAGGAGGGGUCGUUGGGGUGUUUUCCAGUAAAGAAUACUUACGUUCAACGGUCUUCUGCAAAGCAGAAGUGCGAGCGCAUUUCUUCUUCAACUCGUCUGACAGAAUAGCGGAAUACUUCACCGAGGGACGUUCGUUGAUAGUUAGAUGGAAAAUGGAGAUUGUAAUUGGUCUACUUCUUUCAUCAUUGUCUCUGUAUUGUGACUUCAUCGAUGCUGAGUGCCUGGUGAUCAGUCCUGCCAGGCUGGUGGUGAAGUAUGGAGACCCAGCCUCCUCUAACUGCAGCUCAGAUACCCCUGUAGAGAUGGGCUGGGAAGCCACCCAGGGAGGGACAGGUCUAACAGACAAGGAGGUGAAGUUUCUAAACUGGAGGGUGGACAGUGUGAAUGACUGGAAUAACAAACCUAGGUGCUACACAGAGGGAGGCCAGUGUCAGAAACAGCUGGACAUCACAGUUUAUAAGCUUCCAGACAGCGUCUCCAUCAGCUAUAGGAAGUACCCGGAUCCGAUGGUUGAGAAGCAUCAGUACCAGCUACAGUGUCUUGUCCAGAACAUCGCUCCUAUUGAGACACUCAGGGUGACCUUCUACAAAGUCAAUACCACUGGUGAACAGACAGAAUUAGACACACAACAUAAAUCCAAGGACAACAUCAAGACACCAGAGAAUGGGGCCUAUACUCUGGACUUCACCCCGAGUAGAGAUGAUGACGGGGCCCAGUUGUGGUGUUCAGCCAUGUUGGAUCUGGGACCAGAGGGACCCCAACCUCCUCCUGUGAUGGAAUCAGACCGCCUCAACAUCAACGUGCUCUACAAGCCUCUGAUCAAUAUGAGUCCUGGAUGUUUCUCCAUGAACAUCACAGAGGGCGACACCCAAUCACUGGCAUGUAGUGCAAAGGGUAACCCCGCCCCCUCCUACGAUUGGUUGCGCCCCCAAUCCGCCCCCGCCCCCAACACCACAGAAGGUAGAUCCGUAGUGACCAUCACCAACAUGGCCAAGUCUCACUCUGGAGAGUACACCUGCAUCGCCAGAAAUCACCUGGGAAACAGCACCUGUACUGUUAACGUGGAGGUCACAGGAGCUUCCUGUCAGGCUGCUGGAAGUGCCAUGGUGGCUGUGCUGCUCCUCCAGCUGAUUCAUUGGCUGUAAGACCACUUCCUGAACCCACUGAUUGGCUGAAUACAUGUGAUAAUUUUUUUACAACUGUGAGUGGGGGCUGUCUGUCCACUUUCUGCUAACUAUUGAUUCAUUAUUUUAUUGAUUGAUUGAUUUAUUGAUCGAUAACCAUGCCUACAAUACUUUGAUAAUAUUACCUUGUAACUUUAUGAUUUUGCCUUAUAUACAGAACCAGUCAAAUGUUUGGACCCACCUACACAUUCAAUGGUUUUUCUUUAUUUGUACUAUUUUCUACAUUGUAGAUAGUGUGCACAGCUCUCAUCAAGGCAAAGGGUGGCUACUUUGAAGAAUCUAAAAUAUAUUUUGAUUUGUUGAACACUUCUUGGUUACUACAUGAUUCCAUAUGUGCUAUUUCAUAGUUUUGAUGUCUUCACUAUUAUUCUACAAUGUAGAAAAUAGUAAAAAUAAAGAAAUACCCUGGAAUAGUAGGUGUGUCGAAACUUUCGAUUGAUACUGUAUAUGUGUGUGUGUGUGUGUGUGUAUGUAUGUAUGUAUGUAUGUGUAUAUAUAUAUAUGAAAUGAAUUAAAUCCAUUAUAUAUGUAUAUGGAUUUAAUUCAUUUUACAAAUUGUAUUGCCUGCAUUUUAUUUCACUAUCUCUGACCAUUCGUGAUCUUAGUCAGCUAUGACACAUAAUACUUAACUUAAUAAGGAAAUGUGAAAUUAUGGUGUCAGAUAAAAUACAGUGAACUAGACUUUGUUAAUAUACAAAUGGCGUUGGUCCAGGUGAGGAUUUUUUCUGCACUAGUGUGUCAAUAGCAGGACAUCUUUGACUCUAGAUUACACCGACUUAACCUACUUUACAUUGUUUGCGAGAUCAGACAUGAUAUCAUUCUAAUCCGAGUGUUCAUUUUAGGCAGUUGUUUUCAUUUCAGCGCGUCUAAUUUGUAAACAUUUCAACUGUAUUAAAUUAUAACUUUUUUCAAUUCCAUAAAACAUUAACAUGA